This is a messenger RNA of Rhagoletis zephyria (snowberry fruit fly), 1923 nucleotides long. The record is from RefSeq and is a predicted model, not a curated record. NCBI's taxonomy places the organism in Eukaryota, Metazoa, Arthropoda, Insecta, Diptera, Tephritidae.
AUGCCGUGGAACAUUGAAACAACCCCACUGAAGACAAAGUCGCCCGUGCCCUCAGACAUUGCUAUCGCCUCUGAGGUAACGCCGAAACCGAUCUCUCAAGUCGCCCGUGAGAUUGGCUUGAACGAGGAUGAGUACGAGCCAUAUGGUCGAUACAAGGCCAAGAUCAGUCGACCGAUUCCAAAAUCGACUGACAACUUUGGCAAGUACGUCUACGUUUGCGGUAUUACCCCAACUCCAUUAGGUGAAGGAAAGUCAACUGUGGUCAUCGGCCUGGCGCAGGCUUUUGGCGCCCACCUCAAGAAGCCCUCCAUUGCCUGCAUUCGCCAGCCCAGCCAGGGGCCAACUUUUGGCAUCAAAGGCGGCGCCGCUGGUGGCGGUUACAGUCAGGUCAUCCCCAUGGACGAGUUCAACCUGCAUCUAACUGGGGACAUUCACGCCAUCUCAGCAGCCAACAACCUCAUUGCCGCCGCCAUCGACGCUCGCGUCUUCCACGAGUCUACCCAGUCAGACGCUGCCCUCUACAACCGCCUCGUUCCAAAGGCGCCUGGUAAGCCACGAAAGUUCACCACCAUUCAGAAGCGUCGUCUCGUCAAGCUGGGCCUCUCAGCGGAGGCCGACCCUGAGUCGCUGAGCGCCGAGCAGAAGAAGGACUUUGCCCGACUGGACAUUGACCCGGCCACCAUCAACUGGCACCGAGUGGUGGACAUGAACGACCGGUACCUGCGCCAGAUCACCAUCGGCGAGGCGCCCUCAGAGAAGGGCCUCACUCGCUCCACCGGUUUUGACAUCUCUGUCGCCUCGGAGCUGAUGGCCAUCCUCGCGCUGGCCAACAGCCUGGCCGAUGCCAAGCGCCGAAUUGGCAGCAUUGUCGUCGCCUUCAGCAAGCACUCGCCGGCUCGGCCGGUCACCUGCGAUGACCUCGGCCUGACCGGUGCAGUGACCGCCCUUCUCAAGGACGCCAUUAAACCGACGCUCAUUCAGACGCUGGAGCACACGCCCAUCUUCGUCCACUGUGGCCCCUUUGCGAACAUUGCCCACGGCAGCAGCUCGGCCAUCGCCGACAAGAUUGCCCUUGAUCUGGUGGGCAGAGAGGGCAUCGUCCUCACUGAGGGCGGCUUCGGCGCCGAUAUUGGCCUGGAGAAGGCAAUCAACAUCAAGUGUCGCGCUACUGGCUUGAAGCCGGACGCUGCCGUCAUUGUGGCCACAGUUCGGGCGCUCAAGUGCCACGGCGGCGGACCACCGGUCACUCCGGGCGCCGUGCUCGCUAAAGAGUACAGAGAGGAGAACGUUGAGCUGCUCAGUAAAGGACUGGUCAAUCUAAAGACUCAAAUAGAGAACAUCAGCACCCACUUCAAACUGCCAGUUGUCGUGGCCAUUAACCGCUUUUCCACUGACACCGACGCCGAGCUGGACCUAGUGAAGAGUGAAUCGCUCAAAUUUGGCGCUUUUGACGCCGUCAUCACUCGUGGCUAUGAGCUUGGCGGUGCCGGAGUGGUCGACCUGGCAAAGGCUGUUGAGAGGGCCACCAAAGAGGCCAGUCCUGGCCAGCUGACUCUGCUCUACGACAACGCUGAUUCAAUCAAGAAGAAGAUUGAAAAGGUGGCAAAGAAUAUUUACAGAGCUGGAUCGGUGGAGUACUCGGAGCUGGCGGAGAAAAAGAUUCAGCUGUACGAAAAAAUGAACUAUGGCAACUUACCUGUCUGCAUUGCAAAGACGCAACUCUCCAUUUCGCAUGAUCCCAGCUUAAAAGGAGCACCAUCCGGUUAUGUCUUGCCAAUAAAAGACAUUAAGGUUUUUGUCGGAGCAGGAUUUUUGACACCACUGUGUGGAGAGGUUCAAACGAUGCCCGGACUGGCCACUCGACCAGCGUUCUACGACAUUGACAUUGACCCGGAAACUGGUGUUAUUGAAGGACUGUUUUAG